ACGCCACUCCAGUUCCCCUCCAGCUCUCUGUCACAUUACACCGCUGGACGGGACAGGAGACGGAGACAGGAUACCUCCUCGUCCGCUAUAUUUAGAUGUCUAACCUGCACAAACAGAUCCUUUCCUGUCCCUUGGAGAAAUCUGAAUUGAUCUCAGGAGGAGGACGAUCCAGAAGAGGCUCAGACUGUGAUGGCCUCAGUCAAAAAAGACAACAGAUUGACGAGCUCCCAAAGCUUUCUGUGUGUCGGUUUCGCCGGGGUUUUCAGUAAAACUGUCACUUCACCUUUGGAAGUGGUCAAAAUUAAGAGUCAGGUCGGUACUUUUCAUUGUAAGAACGGUUUCUGGCAGAGUUUUCUGCUCAUCUACCAGAAUGAGGGACUCCGGGGGUUUUGGAAAGGAAAUCUGGCUUCUUGUCUUCGAUUGUUUCCGUACACAGCAGUUCAUCUGUCAACGUACAAAAAGUAAGUUCACCUCUUUAUUACUUUAUUUUACUUCAGUGCACACAUGUUCAAUAUUUUUAUCCCGGUUCUCUGCAGGAUCUUUGUUAAGUCAGCUUGUUAGCUAACUUGGUCAGCUGACACUGAUUAAACAAGUUUAUUCUCCAAACAGUGUGAAAUAAAACAACACUUUGAAUUUAUGAAAGGAUAAAAACACCUUUUGGGAGGGUCUGAUUGUUGAUUUCUGUUUUUUUUUUUUUUUCAACCAAAAAAAGAGGGUUUAUACAAAUAGUUUGUUUACUUCCACCCUUUCUAUAAAGAUUCACUUCCUGUUAUACCGCACGAGACGCACCUUCUAAUUUUCAGCCAAUCACAAAGCUCUAUUCGCUCAGUCGAUUUUUAAAGUGGCAGGGUUAUUUUCGCCCCGUUUUUUUGCCUCACAGGUACUUUGCGUUUCAGGAUCGGAAUCAGAAAUACUUUAAUAUCCCCAGGGGGAUAUUGCUUUUGUUACAGUACUCCAGUACAAAUACAGUAAAAAGAGGAGAUAAAUAAUAGAUAAAAUAAGUAAAAAUAUGGAGAUAAUAUACAAGUAUUUACACUAUACACAACACAAAUAGUAACAUUGUAUGCAUGUAAAAUUCCUGACAAUAGUGACAUACAGUAUAACACAUUAAAAAGCCCAAGAAUUUACAAGCCUACAGAAUUUACAGUGCAACUACAGCAAAAAGAGGAAAUAAAUAAUAGAUAAAAUAAGUAAAAAUAUAGAGAUAGAUGGAUAAAAUAAGUAAACAUAAAGAGAUAACAGACAAGUAUUUACACUAUGUACAACACAAAUAGUAACAUCGUAUACAUGUAAAAUUCCUGACAAGAGUGACAUGCAGUAUAAUAUAUAAAAAAUUUCAUUUAAUGUCUGCUUUCUAAAGUAAAGCCAUUCAAACUACCAAAAAGAGGCUUAGUUUUAGUGUCUUAAAAAGACAAAUCAAAAAGAAUAGGCUACAUCAAGAAAUAUUGAGUGUGUCAAAUAUGAAUAUUUGCUUUUCUAUUACAAUCAAUCGUAUUAUUCUUUGCACUGUUGAUUGAAAAUCGGUAUGUAUUUUUUUUAUAAAAAUGCAUACAAGGUGAAUCAUCAACCAUAGGGAUGUGUAGUAGUUGCAGGCCACUGGAGUGGAACUGACGUCUGCAAAGCUGUACUCAGGGCACAGGAUUGCUUCGUCAGCGUGUGAGGUUACUGCAGGCCAAAAACGUGCCGCAAUCUCGUCAGCGUGGCUGGUUAAUGAACGUCUGUGGAAAAAAGUGUCUAUAGCUUGACAACAUUAACUCCGGUUGCAGUCAUACAUGUUGUGGCCUAUGGACAGUCUGCUAUCAGUGGGUAUCCUCUCACGUUUCAUUCCACGUGUGCUUGUAAACAUUACCGAUUCCUGAUAUGGCGCACUACUGAGCUGUUAGUACACCGUGUUCCAGGAAAAGAAAGUCCUCCUCUCAGCACACACAUACACACACAGACCCACAUGGCCAGUGUUAUUAGCUCGCUCCUCGUGUGUACACUACCUCAACCCUUAGAAGAGACUAUUUUCAGUCUCCUCAGUGAAACAGUGAGUCCUGACAUAAUUCCCAUUAUGACUCAUGAUGCCACCAUAGACCUUCUAAACAGAUUUAUUUUUAAAAAAUUUUUUUUAGUAUGGCUGCUGCUUGUGAUUAGGGUGAUUAUUGUCUUUGUAUUUUAGUGAAAAAGGAUGAAAAAUUCUCAAAAUAAAUAAAAAAAAAAUACAAAUUUCUCCAACUCAAGGAGGUAUGAUAUGAAAUGUUCUCCAUAUAUCUGCACUGUUGAGCCAAUAUCCCAAACCCAAAGACAGACAUACACGACACUUGGCUGGAUAAGCUCUUUACUGAAAAGAAAAAGAAAUUAAACAACCAAAGACACAUAAACAAAGUGUAUCUUUCAGAGAACCAUUGGAUGACUGUAAACUGUUAAAUAUUGUAAUAUAAAGAUUGUUUUAUUUUCUCCUCUGUCUGUGCACAGGAUAGUCCAUCUGCACAUGGAUGAGCUGGGCUUCAUCUCCCAGUGGAGAGCCAUACUUGCUGGUGGAUUUGCAGGUGUUGCUGCUGCUCUGGUCACGUACCCUCUGGAGGUGGCAGAAACCAGGCUGGUGGUUCAGAACUGCAGGCAGCCCACGUACAUCGGUGUAUUUUACACUCUGUCAAAGAUCCACAGGAGUGAAGGGCUGCUUGCUCUCUAUAGGGGCUUUUCUCUCACUCUUUUGGGUGUGUUUUUAUGAUCCUACCUACGAGUUAAUUUCCUGUGUUUUUAACAUAACAAACUGCUCUCUAUAUAAUGCUGUGUUUUAACCUAUACACUCUGUUUUAAGUUUAUAAAUAGUUAAUUAACUUCAUCUUGUUAUAUUUUCACAGGAGCUUUUCCCUUUUCUCUGGGCUGCUAUGCAGUCUACACAAACCUGGAUAAGCUCUGGAAGGAGCCUCCUUUUCGUUUCACUCCCCUCCAGAACUUUAUCAAUGGUUGUCUUGCAGCGGGAGUGGCUCAAACUCUCUCCUACCCCUUUGAAACUGUAAAAAGAAAAAUGCAGGUAAUCAACAUCCAGGUUACUUACUUCUAGGCUAUAGUUUCUACUUUUGUUUUGCUUUGUAGAGAUAUAUAUGUUAUAUGAAGCUAACACUUCCCCACACGGCAUUUGUUUGCUAUGUCUGUCCCUCAAAAAGGGUUUUUAUCCCGGGUCCCAGUGGUAUGUAAAUGGGAUUGUUGCAGUUGAGUUUGAAUAAAUACAUUUCAUUUCUUAAUUCAUUUGUCAAUAGCAGCUUCUGCCAUCAGUGUGUGAAUGUAAGCACUCAGCACUCAGAGGUUAGUCUAUCUAAAUACAGACCAUUUACCCUUUAUGUCCUUCAGGUGUCAUUUUACAUUUUCAUGGAAAGCACUACAUUAAAAGAUCCUGUCAAACUCACCUACCUAUUGCCCCUUGUAGUAUCAGCUUUUGUCCACAGGGUGGCAGUAGUAGUGUAUGUGGAUUAAGUUUAGCCUGCCUUGUCUCUGAAGGUUUUCAAAGGCUGAAAGUUUGACUUCUCAAAUCAAAAGCUCACAACUUGUUUAACCUCUGGUUGUUUAUAAAUCAGCACAUCUUCCCUCAGUUUUGUCAAAACGCUCUGCCGUAGAAAAGAAAUCGGGCUUCACCACGCUCACCAUAAAUGCUGUUUGAGAUUCUUUCUUCAUGCUAGAAGGACACAUAGGGAACAAUGGUGCUUCAAAGGACAGAAUUCUACAUCCGGUUUUAUCAGUCUAUUAUUAGCCAUCACAAGCUUUAGCACGGUCUGACAGCAGCUGAGAAUGUGAAUGUGCCCCUGGUCUGCACAAGCUAUAGAUAAGUUCUCCAAAGAUAGGCAGAAACUAUCAGACAGCAGACGAGGUGAGAGCUGUGUAUGUCCAGAUCAUCAGACCAUCACAAACAACUGAUGAUUAUGUCACAUAACUACCUCCUUUGGGAUCCAUUUCUUGUCUUUGUGUUAGAGUUAAACAUUAAAUUCAGACCGAGGAUAGAUGAUAGUGUUUGCAGAAGCUUAGGGUGAUGAUUUAAGCUAAGUGUUGUUUAACUUUGCUGGCUCAUUUGAUGUUUCCUCUACAAACAAAGCUGUUUGAAUAUUUAACACUCAUAUGGAAACCUUGAAACCCCUUAAGAUUCAAGUCUCUGGUCAGAUGACAGUCAGCCUGUGGAGCUGUUGCUGUGGUUAGCUAACCAGCAUGGGACAUAGUCUUGCAUCUGAGACAAAAAGGGUCAAACAUUUUUCACUGCAUGCUUUAUGUGCUUGAGCGAAUUAAGAUUCGGCUAAUUUGUGCCGAUAGCUGAUAUCCAGAUUGAAAACAGUAUGAAAGUUAAUCAAGAGCCUAUAUAAUUGUCCUGGAGCAGUUCAUGGAGCAAUAGUACCACAUAACCCAAGCUGUGAUAAUUACUGGCAAACACUUCUGAUUUAGGACUGAAUUACAUUACUGCCAAUUUGUCGAGUUUGAUCUCCCUUGUCAAGUCUCACUUGACCUUUCUUUUUAAUCACACAUACAUUAUUUUGUGACAUUGAUUUCUGAUUCAUUCUCACUUUUGCUCUUUUCUCAGGCACAGAGUCCCCGUCUGCCCCAUUUUGGAGGAGUCGACGUUCAUUUCAGAGGGAUGAUUGACUGUUUUGUGCAGGUGGUCAAAAACAAGGGGGUUCUCUCACUGUGGAAUGGACUUACCGCCAACACAAUAAAGGUGCAAUUCCAAACUAAACUUGCACUCUCUGUUGAUAAACGAAGGUUUAGUCUGCCAGUAUGUGUAAAAGUAAAAGGAGCUAGAAUGAGUGCACGUGUUCAGGAACAUGGGUGACUUUGUUGUAACCCACGGCAUACAAGCCAAGUGAUGAGGGCAGAAAAGAGGAGGGGAUAGCAAUGUCCAGAGAGUAAUUCAUAGCAAGAAUAUCACAAGCAAGGUGAGUAAAGUCUGUCUCUGGAACAGCAUGCUCACAUCUCACAUUUCAGCUGCAAAUGUCAUCAUGGCUGCUGUAUAAAUCAGUCAAUCAUGAGCAGCUGAAUGAAAGUAAAGCAACUCUACAUGCUGCAGAAACAGUACAUGAUUACUUCUUAAAGCAAUACCCCAGGAUUUGUGGGCAAUAAUGUUACCACAUGUUUGAGUUGAAUAAUCCACUCAUCUUUAUCUUCCACUUCUGUGUUAUUUCUGUGUAGAUUGUUCCCUACUUCGGCCUUCUCUUCACCUGCUUUGAGAUGUGUAAGCAGGUCUGCCUUUACCGCAACGGUUACAUCGUGUCACCUCUGAGUUACAAGCUUACACCGGGGGUUGACCAGAGCCUCGGGCCGCACGAGCUCGAAGAGGUGAAGCGCUACUUGAAAAACAGGAACUUUGGGUCAGCUGGGUCGUCUUUAGGAAACCGCUGGUGAGACUUCACAUGCAAAGAACAGGUGCUCCUGCUGACCACACCUGACCUGCACAAUGAGUGAUUUGCUGAGCUAAAGGACUGCAGAUGCUUGGAAGAUUAAUCAAAAUCCCUUUUCAGGUUCUUGUCUUUAUAAAAGGUAUUAACAUGCUUUUACAUGCCAUGUCAGCAACAGUCUACCUCUUUCAAGGCUUUUAUUGUAUCUUACAGUAUUCUUUGAUGAUGACUCCUUCUCUUGCACACCAUGCUUUUUUUUUUUUUAACAGAUAUUAUGUGCCUUUAACAUUAACUAUUUAUUUUUAAGCUUAUUUUAGUUGUUUCUCAUAAACAUCAGAAGUGCCAUAGUUUAUUCAGAUAUAUUCACAGUGCUCUUCCAAUGUGUUUAUCAGUUUGAUUGUUUGUUUUUUUGGAGGCGGUACAAUGGAUGUAGCAUAUUUUGAUGCUUCAUUUGGCUACCCAUAAUCAUGUAUGAGAGCUUAUAAGGGUUGUGGUGAAAGAAAUGUGCAUUAACAUUAAACUUUAACUGAUCAAUUUUCGAUCCUUUCAU
Messenger RNA from Xyrichtys novacula (pearly razorfish), 5910 nucleotides. The record is from the annotation of a GenBank genome assembly. Lineage: Eukaryota; Metazoa; Chordata; Actinopteri; Labriformes; Labridae.